Molecule: messenger RNA, 2341 nt
Organism: Mustela lutreola (European mink)
Lineage: Eukaryota; Metazoa; Chordata; Mammalia; Carnivora; Mustelidae
Gene: THRSP
Product: thyroid hormone responsive
Exons: 2
Coding region: 184-633 (149 amino acids)
Biological process (GO): regulation of lipid biosynthetic process
Cellular component (GO): cytosol
Source: RefSeq, a predicted model, not a curated record
CAGACGGAUCGCCUGAGGCAGAUAUUGGUGCUCAAGCCCUGGGAUUGGCCUAAAGAAGGGUUGUGUUGCCCCACCGGCUGGGCUUUGGCAUCCUGUCCAACUGCUGUCACAUCCAGACAUAAAAGUAGCCUCGACGUAGUGCUGGGGCAGUGUGCUGUGCUUAGCGAGGAAGCAGCAGCCACCAUGCAGGUGCCAACCAAGCUCUACCCCAAGAACUGCCUGCUGACCGUCAUGGACCGCUACUCGGCCACGGUGCGCAACAUGGAGCAGAUGGUGAUGAUCCCCAGCCUCCUGCGGGACGUGCCAUUGAACGGGCAGGGGCAGCAGGCUCAGGAGGGGGCCCCUGAUCUCUAUAAAUACUUCACCAUGCUCAAGGCCAUCCGCGUGGAUGUGGACCAUGGGCUGCUGCCCCGACAGGAGUGGUGGUCCAAGGUGGCAGGUGGCAGAGCCCAUGAGUCCGAUCAUGAAGCUGCAGAGACAGAGGAUGAGGAGGAGAGGGUCUUGGGGAAGCUGGACCUGGAAGCUCAGUUCCACCUGCACUUUUCCAGCCUUCAUCACAUCCUCACCAAUCUUACCCUGAAAGCUGAGGAGGUGACAAGGAAAUACCAGGAGAUAAUGGGACAGGCCAUGUAGGCCUUGGACUCUAGGGAAGAUCCCAAGUGACAGAAGGCAGACUGUGUGGUGAGGACACGAACACUAGCUCUGAGGCAGAUGGGAAUGGUCUGGACCUGCAGCUGGAAACAUAGGCACCUCGGUGUCCUGCGAUGCUUUCCUGCCUCCCUCAGAGCGCCAGUUUGUGGACUUGGCAACAGGUCACCUUUAGAAUGCUUGCUGCUAUUCACAACUCCCCUCACUCCUCUCUCCAGCAGGGGUGGUUGCCAGUAGUUCAUGAGGAGCUCGGCAUUACCUGCCAGUGUGUUACCGUAGACCACAAGUUUUCAUAGCUGACCAAGUUAAAUUCACAUCCUUUCUCUGAGCAGUCAUUCACAUGAUCCUGGAUGUUAUGUAACCCACUGGAGCCUAAAUUCCUCAUCUCUAAAAUGUGAUAGUAUCACUGAUCUCACGAGAUUGUCAUGAAAAUUUAAAAAGAUGAAUCAAAAGCCCCUGGCAUGUGAGUGCUAUUAUCAAAGGUUGAUUUUUUUUUUUUCUCUCCCCUCACCUUGUAUUUACUCUAGCUCUUACGUUUUAUCCUCCAGGACUAAGGGAGAGCAAAGUCCCUUAGGAUGAAUGGUUCACACUCUUGUACCUGCCAAGCAUGAAUGAACAAUACCUUUUAUUUGUUGAAGUAGCAAUUAAAAAAAACUUGCAAACAUCUUUGCUUCUAAAGUAAUUUUUCAGACAUGAUUUCAUUUUUAACAGGGGAGACCCAAGAGAAUAGACAUGGGACUCAUCUAAUUUUGCCCAGAAACCAUAUGCUUAUGUUCAUUCUAAUCUGAAAUCAUGUAGAGAAAUAAUCUUACUGAUCUCCCAAAACUAAUCUGAUCAUAAAAUCUGAGCUUGGAAACUUUUUGGACAAAUACGUGAAUUCAAGAAGUCAUUAAGAAUAAGUUUAUUGCAGGUAGAUGGGGAUUUUCCUUUUAAUGACACCAAGCGUGGCUAUAGCCCAGGUUAGCAGCUGAGCCCACUUUCACCAGGGUGAUCCAUCUACAAGCAAAGACCCCUCUGCCGUUACAGUCUUCUGUCCUCCCAGUCCUGAGCUUCUUCCUUUUAAACUACCCUCUAUACUGAUUACUGCAGAGAGCUCAGAAAUACAAACCUGACCAUGUCAUUCCACUAAAACCGUUUUAGUGACUUCCCAUCAUCUAUAGGAUCAAGUCCAAAUUAUUCUGCAUGAUUCAGAAAAACCUCCAUAAUCUGGCUUGCUUUGUCUCGCUUUCUACUGGAACUGGAACAGGCAAACCUUUUCUGUAAUGGGCCAUAUAUUAAACACUUUCGGUUUUACAGGCCAGAAGUUCUCUGUCACAACCACUCAACUCUACCCUUGUAGCAUGGAAGCAGCCACUGACAUGGAAACAGAGAAGCAUGGCUGUGUUCCAAUAAAAUGUACUGGCAGUAGACACGACUUGGCUUACAGGCUAUCCCUUGCCAACUCUGAGCUAAACUCCAUUUAAACCUGUCAAAUGCCGGGGCACCUGGGUGGCUCAGUGGGUUAAGCCUCUGCCUUCGGCUCAGGUCAUGAUCCCAGGGUCCUGGGAUCAAGCCCCACAUUGGGCUUUCUGCUCUGCAGGUAGCCUGCUUCCUUCUCUCUCUCUGCCUGCCUCUCUGCCUACUUGUGAUCUCUGUCAGAUAAAUAAAGAAAAAAUCUAAAAAAAAAAAUAAAAAUAAAUAAAUAAAAAUAAAC